This is a messenger RNA of Dromaius novaehollandiae (emu), 2658 nucleotides long. RefSeq names its product mitochondria localized glutamic acid rich protein (gene MGARP). The record is from RefSeq and is a predicted model, not a curated record. The transcript is spliced from 8 exons. Bases 119 to 859 code for a protein of 246 amino acids. Gene Ontology annotation, cellular component: mitochondrion; mitochondrial outer membrane. Gene Ontology annotation, biological process: anterograde axonal transport. Lineage: Eukaryota; Metazoa; Chordata; Aves; Casuariiformes; Dromaiidae.
GCUCGGCCCGGCCCCCCGGCGGGGGCAUCGGUGUCUUGCGCGGCGUCUGCAGCCCUGCACUGCCGGCAGCCCGUGGGCACCGUGCUGCGCCGCUCCGGAGCGUCCCGCCGCUGCCGCUAUGUACCUCUGCCGCGCCGCCUCGCAGGCGCUGGCCGCUCGCCUGAGCAGGGCUCCCUCCGCCGCGAGCCGCCUGAAGCAGCGGGCACCUCUUCGGCAGAUGUCAUCUGGAAGUGUUCCUGGCUCUUCUGGAGAGAACAUGAUUUACUAUCUCCUUGCUGGUGUUGCUGCUUUUGGUGGUUUAUAUUAUGCCUACAGAACAGUCAGUUCAUCCCGCAGCAAGUAUAUUGAACAUGUGAAUAUUCUGCAUGAGAGAUCUGAGGGGCGGAAAAGUGAACAUUUGUCGCACAAGGGUGAUGAAGAGGAGACAGCUGAAAUCACUGAAGCAGAGACAGCCACAGAAGAGACUGAUACAGUAACUGCUGCUGGACCUGCAGCGCAGGAUGAGAGUUCUGGGGUAUCCUCAGAAACUGGAGGGGAGAGUGGCUUACCAGCUGCAGAUGUACCUGCUACUGUGGAGGGAGCACAGCAGGAAGCUGCUGCUAACUUGGAAGCUGCUGCUAAUUCAGAAGCUGCUACAGUGCAAGAAACUGUGGGUGAAGGCUUGGAUGUUGCAGUUUCUUCUGCCCAUGAGGAAAACUUAGACAGUGUCAAAGAAGGAGUAGCCUCAGCAGCUCAAGAGAUGUCUGAUGCAGCCACAAGGGACCGGGACGCCGAUGCUGAAGAGUCUGGGCAAACUUCAGAAGGUGCACAGGUUUCCACGGAAGGGAUGACAGCUGAAGAUGUUGCAAAGGAAUCCUAAGUGCAAUAUAAAAUAACAACGCCUUUUACGUUCCUGUGAUAAAAGUGAGCAGCACUGAAGCCUCUGAAAAGUUUAAUGGAAAUAUGGGCAAUCAACCAGCUGAUUCCUGUGUGAAACCUCAUACUCUGCCUUGGAGACAUAAAACAAAUUGUGUAGUUUGUCAUACCCCACACUGCUGCUUAGGAUGAGGAUUCAUUACUGAAACAGACAACCUAACACGAUUUAAGUUGGUUAGAGUGACACUUCUGUAAUUAACCUCUCUGUUUUAGAAAGGAGCAUCCAGUAAUAAAUGUCAAAGCACCAUUCGGCAUGUAAUAAAUACACGUAGUAAGAGAAGCAGUAGACUUAACUGAAUCUGUGUCACAUGAACUCAUUUUAGUUCUAGUAGUUAUCUACAUUUAUGCCUUACCUUUUGUCCCAACUCUGCUGCAUAAUUAUAACAUUGUACCAUUCCAUGCUAAAUUUUAAGAAGAAAGUUUUACUAUGCUAAAAUCUUACUAAAAUUACCUGUUAGUAUUUUUAAAUUGCGUCACGGGGGAAAAUAGCAACUUGUUUUCUCCCAAGUUUUGAUUUUGCAAUAACAACCAUAGGACAUUUGGCUGUACAAAAUCUGAUUUUCCUCCCGCAUAAACAUUUUAGAUAUUAUCCUUCCUUGCACAAUUGUAUCCAGGAGUAAGCUUUUUAAAAGUUUAAAGCAGUCUCCUGCUUUGAGAACAUUAACCUUUUGCAAGUAGUAGCAAUAGAUACAUUACAGCAAAUUAGAGAAACUGUGAAAACCAAAAUAAUGCAGGUCAAAGUUAUCAUCAGUGGCUGGGAGUGGUGGGCUUCAUUCCCACCGAACCUUAUUGCCCUUGCAGAAGUCUUUCUGUGUUGUUCUGUCCCAGCAGGGACAUGCAGUGGUGGCAUAAUGAAGUGGAGGUUUGAGAGAAGACUGUUACACAAAUCAGGAGCGAUACAGGCUAUGGUAAAGCUCCUCACAGGGAACCUGGAGGUGGCCAGCAAAAUCCCCAUUAAAGACUACAGCGUAGGUGUUCAAAUGUACAAGAAUUCUUAAAAGCUAGUGAAAAACCCAUAGCCUUGGAAACCUGGAACAAGCUGUUACUUGUCAAAAUUUUCUCUCCCAGAGAGGGGCAUGUAACAGCUCAGGCAGAGUUUGAAAAGUGUGGCAUUUAAUUCUGUUUUUCAAAAUAUGUAACCAGAAAAUAUUUUUUGUCUUGUUAGUAUUAUCUUAAUAAUAAAUAAUCUAUAAUGAAUAACUGGUUUGUAUGGCACUGUUCUCUUGAACCUGUCUCAUAUUAUGAGUAUGUGCAUGUAUGUGCAUAUACAUGCACACAUGUGCGCAUCUACUACAAAAUUUUCUAUUGAGAUUCCCCACCAGCUAAAAAGCAUUACAGCCCUCCUGAAAUGGUGAUAAUUCUAAUUCAGUCAUGAAACAAGGCAUAUCAUAUACAAUUUAUAUAAAAACUGUGAAUUACAAGGUAUAACUGACUGCUUUUUCUUCCAACAGAACCUUGGAAAAAUGUCAAAAAAAAAAAGUACUGUGUUAUAACAUUCCUACCCAUCGUACAAAGAAACGUAUUGUCCUCCCCCCAUCACGAAGCAAGUUAUAAUAGUGUUCCAGUGAAAAUACAGUCUAUUGUUCCUGCACCUGCUUAUGAAUAACUAGAAUAAUGCAGAGGCAAAAUCAGGCUCCCGAGCUUCAGGAAGCAAUACCAUAGCCUUCUACUUAAAGGAUAAAGCCACUGUGAUUAAAAGCACUUGUUGUAGACAAAGCUACUGGAAUAAAAGUCUUAAAUUGA